Messenger RNA from Leptopilina heterotoma, 1005 nucleotides. It is a transcript of the gene mRpL9, whose product is annotated as 39S ribosomal protein L9, mitochondrial. The record is from RefSeq and is a predicted model, not a curated record. Gene Ontology annotation, biological process: translation. Gene Ontology annotation, molecular function: structural constituent of ribosome. The coding region runs from base 96 to 923 and encodes 275 amino acids. The transcript is spliced from 2 exons. Lineage: Eukaryota; Metazoa; Arthropoda; Insecta; Hymenoptera; Figitidae. Gene Ontology annotation, cellular component: ribosome; mitochondrion.
UAUGAACAUAACCUAUAUUUUUCCGACACAAAAAAAUAACAAAAAUUUCUUAAAAAAUAACCACGAUAUAAAGGAAUAAUAAUAAAUACUAAAAAAUGUUAAAUAGUAUGAAAAAUGUUUUGAACUGUUUUCGAGCAAAUGAAAAUAGUUUACUUGAAUGUUCAAAAAUUAUUGCUCUUCAACAGAAGCGGACUAGUUAUGUCAUGAAACGGAAGUAUCCUGUGGGACUUCAUAAGAAAACGGGUCCACGUUAUGGCGAAAAAUUAAAACAUCGACACUUUAUUUACGAAGUAAUUGAAUCACCAUAUGACAAAGAAUUGAAACCUUUAGAAGUUAUAUUAACCGAUUAUGUUGAAGGUAUUGGAAAUAAGGGCGAGAAAUUGACAUUGAAACAUUCGAUAGCUUAUAAACUUAUUUUGCCGGGUCUUGCGGUUUAUGCAUCACCGGAGAAUAUCGAGAAAUAUAAGGAUAUUGACAAUGAGUCAAAACUUGCUUUCAGUUCACCUUACGUACCAAGAACAAUGAAUAUUCUAAUGUCACGUUUGGUAAUGGUGCCAAUGAAUAUUAAUAAUCCAUGGAAACUCGAAAGAUGGCAUGUGCAUUCAGCAUUGCGAAGUCAUGGAAUUAUAUGUCCGGCUGAGGCUAUAAAAAUGCCCGAUCAUGAAAUAUCGGGACCAAAUAUUGAAUUAAUGGAGAAUAAAGAAUUUUAUAUUGAAGUAACAAUUAAUAAUAAAGAAAAACAAUUAGUACGCUGUCGUAUUCAUCAUGUACAUAAAACUCCAACACUCUGCUCACGUCUUCCUGCGGAUUUUUACAAGUAUCCAGCGGAACCAAUUUUUCCCGAAGACAAACCAAUUUUGGAUUCAAUGCCUCGACACAGACUUUGUAAACAUACCGAACCUUUAGUUGAAAUGGAAUAUUAAAUUUAUUUUUUUAAAAAUCGUUAUUUGUAUCUUAUUUUAUUAAUAAUAAUAAAUAAUAAAUAUUGAAAGUAAUACAAUAUCA